Chrysochloris asiatica (Cape golden mole) is the source of this 1457-nucleotide messenger RNA. RefSeq names its product family with sequence similarity 81, member B (gene FAM81B). Lineage: Eukaryota; Metazoa; Chordata; Mammalia; Afrosoricida; Chrysochloridae. The record is from RefSeq and is a predicted model, not a curated record. Bases 43 to 1281 code for a protein of 412 amino acids. The transcript has 10 exons.
AAAACCAAAUCAACAAAAAGUGAAUCUGGGAAACCAAACACUAUGAGUUCAGAUACAGAUGUAAACAAAAAUGCCUCUCCAACUGCCGAGGAACAGCCGGAUGAACCUGAUGGCCCCCUUCCUGGCUCAGUCAGUGUCCCAGAAAAGAAAGUAAGAUUAUCUCCAGCCAAAAUGUCAACCAGGAAUUCUACAGAUCUAGUUGAAUAUACUAACAAGGGUCAUUCUUUUCUUCCCGUCAUUUCAAACAUCCAGAGAUAUCAGCUAGAAGACAGACUUAACAACCAGGAGCGCACAGUAGCUUUCCUCCUAGAACAAGCCUUUCGUAUCAAGGAGGAUAUCUCUGCCUGUCUUCAGGGGACACACGGCUUUCGAAAAGAGGAAUCACUUGCCAGGAAACUACUGGAAAGUCACAUCCAAACCAUCACCAGCAUAGUCAAAAAACUCAACCAAAACAUUGAGGUUUUAGAAGACCAAAUAAGAGCUCGAGACCAGGCGACCACAGGAACUCAUUUUGCAGUGAAGGAGCUAAACACCAAACACCUGCAGGGAGUUGGAGAUCUUCGUGGAAGAGUAGCCAGAUGCGAUUCAAACAUUGUGAAGAUUUCUGGAGACAUUCACUUCAUCAGGCAUGAAUAUCGGCAAAUUGAGAAAGCAACUCAAGAGCUCAUGUCUGCUCUGGAAACUGUUUCUAAGAACUUAGACAUGAAGGUAAUGCAGCUCUUAGGAAAGAUAGAGGCUUCCAGUUCUGAGCAAACCUCAAAUUUAAAGAUGGUCCAGGGGGAUUAUCGCCACGAAAUAAACAUUUUGGAGUUCAAAUUUAAUGCACUUUCAGAUAAUCUCUACGAAAAUGUUGAAAACAAUAAAAAAUGGAUAGAAAACCAGUUCAUCAAAUAUGAAAAAGACCAGCUAAGCCACAUAAAUCAAUGUCUGAAGUUCUUACAAGAGAAACUGGAAAAGUCUGAACAUAAAAUAGAAGAAAAAUUGCUGCAGCUUUCAAGCAAAUUAGACAAUUUCAUUAACACACAGAAACAGGAAGCAGAACUGAACAAAAUAAAGCAUGUAGAAAAUAAGGUGUCCAAAAAGAUGAACCAACUGGAAAAACAGAUCUGGGGUGAAUUAGAGAAAAUGCAGACUGAAUAUCAAUCAGGGUUUAAGUCGAUACAUGACUCUCUCAGCUCCCUUCAACAAAUACAGAAAACUAAGAUGCAAUUAGAAAAACAUAAAGUCCAGAAAGAUCUAAAGAAGCUACAGCGCAAGAUAGUGGAACUCCAAGAAGUAUAAACAUCUCCAGUCAUCUUCUCUAUCACCAACCAGUGGAGUGAAUGUGUGUGAAAGAGGUGGGAACAAGAAAGUUCACAUCUCUGGAUGGUAACUGCUUCUCAUAUCUCUGUAUUUCUUACCAUCUUUUAAAGAAAUAAAUGUAUCAAAAAAACAAAAACAACAAAGAAAAGAUGCUU